AUGACACUCAAUCAACGAAAAUCGACGCAAAAGAGUAACGACAAUUCACAAAUGCCACCAAAGGCCAAAGAUCAUACUCUCCAGCAGUACGCGGACACAGAUGGUCACUUUUCUUUGGUUAGGAACUUCCGGCUAGCGGAUUUGGUCACUAUCAUGAAUGGUGUCUGCGGGUCGUUGUCAAUAUUCUCCUCGGCACACUACCUCCUCAGCAACGACCCAGACUACCUCUGGACAGCUUUGAGCUUGCCUCUUGCUGGACUUAUGUUCGACUUUUUGGAUGGCAAAGUGGCUAGAUGGAGAAAGUCUACUAGUUUGCUGGGUCAAGAACUCGACAGCUUGGCUGAUCUGAUAUCCUUUGGUGUCGCUCCGGCGUUACUCGCUUUUGUGGUUGGUUUGAGGACGUACCUCGACACAGUUUGCCUGACCGGCUUUAUCUGCUGUGGCCUCGCACGUCUUGCUCGCUUCAACGCGACCGUCGCACUUGUCCCCAAGAACGAAGCGGGCAAAGCAAGUUAUUUCGAGGGGUUGCCUAUUCCCACGUCUCUUGGGCUUGUCGCGGUUCUAUCGUACUGGGUAAAGAACGACUGGAUUGAGGGGAAGCAAGGCAUUCCAUGGGGUACAAUUACUUUGUGGGGCGACGCGGGUGGACGUGGCGAACUUCAUCUGGUCAGUAUCGUCUUUGGGCUUUGGGCAGCAGCGAUGGUUAGUAAGACGCUCCGGGUGCCCAAGUUGUGA
Pleurotus ostreatus (oyster mushroom) is the source of this 735-nucleotide messenger RNA. RefSeq names its product CDP-diacylglycerol-serine O-phosphatidyltransferase (gene CHO1). The record is from RefSeq and is a predicted model, not a curated record. Gene Ontology annotation, biological process: phospholipid biosynthetic process. The coding region runs from base 1 to 735 and encodes 244 amino acids. Lineage: Eukaryota; Fungi; Basidiomycota; Agaricomycetes; Agaricales; Pleurotaceae. The transcript has 3 exons. Gene Ontology annotation, molecular function: phosphotransferase activity, for other substituted phosphate groups. Gene Ontology annotation, cellular component: membrane.